Phragmites australis (common reed) is the source of this 1500-nucleotide messenger RNA. RefSeq lists its product as uncharacterized. NCBI's taxonomy places the organism in Eukaryota, Viridiplantae, Streptophyta, Magnoliopsida, Poales, Poaceae. The record is from RefSeq and is a predicted model, not a curated record. The coding region runs from base 400 to 1323 and encodes 307 amino acids. The transcript has 2 exons.
GAACAUGUGGUACGAAGAAGGGCUCGGGCACAAACAUUAUCGUGUUACGAUACGGGCAACAGGCAUCGGUUCUGGUGGCGCUGCCACGCGCGGGGCCAGAGCUAGGCAGCCCCGGUGUUUCUUGAAGCUCGGCUUCAGCUGGCGGCGACCGGGGCUCCUCACGGCCGGCAGCAGCCGCAUCCCGCGACCCCCUCGCCCUCCGGCCUCUGCAGCCCGCGGUCGGCUGCAGUCGCGGCUGCUGCGGCAGACGCUUCGCCUUUUGUUGAUGCGCAGGAGCAGGUGGCUGGGGGCGGGUAAACCCAAGUGCUGCGACGGGACGCUCUCCCGCCAGCUUCCAUCCAGGCCGGCGAGUUCACUCGGGUUGGCGCGCCGGUGGCGCUGCCUCAGGCCGGCAGCACGAUGGCCCAGGGGCGGCAUCAGUCUGGUUCUGGUGUCGAGAUCGGGCUCCUCACGGCCGGCAGCCGCCGCAUCCCGCAGCCCACUCACCCUCCGGCCGCUGCAGCCCGUGGUCUACAGUCGCGGCUGCUUCGCCUAUGGCUGAUGCGCAGUGGCAGGUGGCUGGUGGCGGGUGAACCCAGAUGCUGCGACGGGACGCUCUCCUGCCGGCUUCCAUCCAGGCCGGUGAGUUCUAGGGACUGCAGGUUCAGAAUAGACCUCUGUCUUCAGGUGGACAAACCGAAGACCCUCCCUUCUGUUUCGGCGCCGCAGACUCUUUGCUCUGUUGCGGAGGCUGCUAGUGGUUCGGAUGGCUGUCCUGCGAAACAUCAGAGUGUGAAGGAGGCUUUGGGUGUAAGCAUGCCGCCAUCACCUUCCACUUCAAUUGGGCUGAUGGUGGGGCGGCAGGCCACUCCGGCCUCCCCUCCAGCUGCGUUCAAGCCUAAAGGAGACUAUCGCCGCAGCGCACGCCUCCAAGAGCUCCCGGCUGGAAAUGAUGUUCCGGCGACAGAGGUUGACUCAAUGGCUAAAGCGAUGAACAGGGUGGCGGCAAAGAACCUAGCUACACUGGCAAAAGCACCCAUAAUAACAGUUAAAACGCUAAGGUAUAUGGUGGUUGAUAGAGUGAAGGUUCAACCUAAAAAUCCAAAACAUACCAAUAAAAAUGAAACAGUUAUUGAUUAUCUUAUCUCAAGCGAAGAUGAGAUAGAGGUCGCGUGGGACGGUCCUCUCUUAUCUCACCUUGUGAAUGAGAUCACAGAGGUAGAUAAUGAGGUGGAGUUGGUAAGCUUAGGGCCCGUUUGGCACAACUCUGGAUUCAAAUUCACCUUGAAAGUGAUUCAAAUUCACCCUGAAAAUGUUUCUCUAAUGAAUUCGAUUCAGCAGUGAAACUGUUUGGCUAGCUGACUGAAUUGCAAUUCCUGAAAAGAGAGUAUGGUGGCUGAAUUGACCGUUGUAACCCUGCCUAUAUAUCUGUGCUGACUUGUAUAUGAGAUGUAUUUGGACUUGUAUUUGAGAUGUAUCUGACUUGUAUAUAAGAUGUAUUUGGCUUGUAUAUGAGAUGUA